AUGAGUGCCACCGAGACACAAGUUCAAACCCGCUCCCAGCCUCAACUGGCGAGCGGGAGAGCUUGGUGGAAAGAAUCUUCCGUUUAUCAAAUUUAUCCCGCUUCCUUCAAGGAUUCAAAUGGGGAUGGGAUUGGCGAUAUUCAGGGUAUCAUAUCAAAGCUUGACUAUAUCAAAGCACUAGGCGUUGACAUAGUCUGGCUUUCCCCCAUUUCCCAAUCCCCUCAGGUGGAUAUGGGGUAUGAUGUCUCCGACUAUUACGCAAUCCAUCCCCCAUAUGGAACCUUGGAGGAUGUUGAGAUGCUCAUCAAAGGCAUUCGGGCUCGCGGCAUGAAAUAUGUUAUGGAUCUUGUCGUGAAUCAUACAUCCGAUCAACACGAGUGGUUCAAACAAUCGCGAACUUCGAAAACGAGCCAAUUUCGUGAUUGGUAUAUCUGGAAAAAGCCAAGAUACACCGCGGAUGGCGUCCGACAUCCACCAAAUAAUUGGGGCUCUUACUUCUCAGGACCUGCUUGGACGUAUGAUGAGCAAACAGAGGAAUACUACCUCCAUCUUUUUGCUUCAGAGCAGCCUGAUCUCAAUUGGGAGAACCCAAAGGUUCGUGAAGCUGUUCACAAAAUCAUGCGCUAUUGGCUCGACAAGGGUGCCAGCGGAUUCAGAUUAGAUGUCAUCAACUUCAUCAGCAAAGACCAGCGUUUCCCCGACGUCCCCGUUACUGAUCCAUCUAAGCCAUACCCAGAGGGUGCAAAGUACUACGCCUGUGGACCAAGAAUUCAUGAGUACCUACAAGAGCUAGGGAGCAUUUUGAAGGAAUAUGAUGCCUUUUCUGUGGGCGAGAUGCCUUCUGUCUACGAUCCCAAGGAGAUUUUGAAAGCAGUCGAGUUCGAAAGACAGGAGCUCGGUAUGGCAUUCCAAUUCGAGAUUAUGGACCUCGACCAUGGGCCUCAAGGUAAAUUUUCUCCCGGAAACUUCCAGUUGAAAAACUUGAAGUCCGUCGUCAGCAAGUGGCAAUCAUUUAUGUACGACAAUAACGGAUGGAAUGCUCUGUAUUUGGAGAACCACGACCAGGGGCGUAGCAUUUCUCGGUUUGGCUCUGAAAAGCCCGAAUUCCGCUCCCUUUCUGGGAAAAUGCUGGCCACAUUCCUGGGACUCCAGAGUGGAACUCCCUUCAUUUACCAGGGACAGGAAAUUGGAAUGACCAAUUUGCCUGAGACUUGGAAGGUUGAGAAGCUCAGAGAUCUCGAAGCUAUCAAUUUCUGGAAUGAGAUUACUCAAAGAACUCCCGGAGAUACAAAGCUCCAUGGCCAAACUAUGAAAGAGAUGCGCCUCAAGUCUCGAGACAACGGGCGCCUUCCAAUGCAGUGGGGACCAGGAAAGUUCGCCGAUUUCUCCUCCGGCAGUACCGAGCCUUGGAUUGAUACCAAUGAUGACUAUGAAAAUUGGAACGCGUCAUCUCAAGUCUCUGAUCCGAGCAGUAUCUUCAACUACUGGGCAGAUAUUUUGAAACUUCGAAAGACGUGGGUUGAUCUUUUUGUUUAUGGAUCAUAUACCCUUAUUGAUGAGAGCAACGACGAUCUUUUCGUCUAUGCUAGGUCCUUUGAGGAGAGCAAAGCUGUGGUAGUGUCAAAUUUCUCUGAGAAAAAUGUGAAAUGGAGUAUUCCAGCAGAUAUAAAAUCGGUUUUCGCUACUGGAAAUCUCCUGGUGGGCAACUAUAAAGAGCUUCAGGUCACAGAUAUCCAAGGAGAAGCUAUCACGCUGAGGCCGUUCGAGGCUUUUGUGGUGUACAAGGGCGAAUAA
Molecule: messenger RNA, 1794 nt
Organism: Penicillium waksmanii
Lineage: Eukaryota; Fungi; Ascomycota; Eurotiomycetes; Eurotiales; Aspergillaceae
Product: glycoside hydrolase family 13 protein
Exons: 3
Coding region: 1-1794 (597 amino acids)
Biological process (GO): oligosaccharide catabolic process
Molecular function (GO): alpha-amylase activity
Source: RefSeq, a predicted model, not a curated record